Pelagomonas calceolata is the source of this 1349-nucleotide messenger RNA. Lineage: Eukaryota; Pelagophyceae; Pelagomonadales; Pelagomonadaceae. The record is from the annotation of a GenBank genome assembly.
CGUCGACAGCGUGAUCGGGCUGCUACCCUGCCGUGAAUGUCCGCAGGGCGAGGUCUGUUGUGCCCGCGACGUAAUAGCCUGAGCCUGAGCCUGUGCAAAGCACUGCUCUGUUUGGUAUUGCCGCGGCGUCGCGCGCGCAGACAAGUGGUCUUGCGCGUGUUGGAUCGCGUCUGUAGGGCGACUGCAGCGGUUGUUUCGAUACCUUGCUUGCCCAGGCGCGCGCCCAGCCAGACUUCAGGCUGCAGGCAGCAGCGCAUCGCUCCGAGGUAGCAGUUGCUGUUUGCGCCGCGCGCAGCCUCACCGAUUGAAUUACGCCUUCAAAAGGCGAGCAGUAACACAAAAUGCGACGCGCAAGAGCACUGCUGUCGCUCGGCGCCCUCACGGCAGCACUGCAGCCCCUGCCGCAUGCAAGCCGCCGCACGGCCCUUCGAGCGGUCGACGACGACAUGGUGCUGGAGCACGACUACAAACGAAGCACGGACCACCCCGGCAGCUUCUCCGACGAUGUUAUAGAAGAGAUCGACGAGCUCAUCGCGCUGCGGAGCGACGCGAAAAAGAAUAAAAACUACAAGCAAGCGGACGCGCUGCGAGAAGAAUUGAGCGGAUGCUACGACGUCUACGUCGACGACGCGUUGAGAGAGUGGCGCGCCGGCGCGCCGCCGGAGCCUGAACAAGUACCGAUCCCGGUCUACGACGGGCCCACCAGUGGAGGAUUUGGAAUAAUCGACGAGGACGCCGAGUGGGAGCGGCGGCGCAUUCCGAGAGGUCGGAAAGCUCUGGCCGCGCAGCGCAAGGCGUAUUUCGCGUUAGAUGGUGAAAUCACGCAAGUCUGGGCCCGCGCGAAGGGUCGGGACUUCUUCGUCGGCCGCGUGAAAGGUGGAAAUGCGGCAUUUGCGAUGCAGUUCGAUUUGAUAGAUUGGUCGGCGAAGGAGCUGCACCUGCCGCUCGGCGCGUCUCGGAAAGUGGCUUAUCUGAUCGCGAAGGAUGUAGAGCGGGCGGACGUCGCGGCGUGGGAGGCGACACCGAACCGCGAGGCCCAGCCCUCUUCGUUGAAAGCGCCUUCAGACGCCGUCGAUGCGGACUUAUCAGUGAGGACGGCGGACAAGGUGGGUUUUCUGGCCGCCAAAAGCCCGCUGCCUCCCACGACCCUGGGCAAUCUUGUUAAAAGGUGGCGCACGCGGGGCCAGUCGGCCUCCGAUUUGACGCCUGAGAUGCGGCCGACGGGCUCCGCCGCCGGGAACACGGGGCGGGCCAAGCGCUAAGUAUAUCUAUCCGAGUCCGUCGAACCAUCGGAGUCGGACAUGUAUUUCUUACACGAGUCGAGGGAUGAAUUUGGUCGUCACAGUAGA